Messenger RNA from Chrysochloris asiatica (Cape golden mole), 838 nucleotides. Its product is annotated as low affinity immunoglobulin gamma Fc region receptor III-like. Gene Ontology annotation, molecular function: transmembrane signaling receptor activity. The transcript is spliced from 5 exons. Bases 83 to 838 code for a protein of 251 amino acids. NCBI's taxonomy places the organism in Eukaryota, Metazoa, Chordata, Mammalia, Afrosoricida, Chrysochloridae. The record is from RefSeq and is a predicted model, not a curated record. Gene Ontology annotation, biological process: regulation of immune response; cell surface receptor signaling pathway.
AUUUCCUCUUUUCUAGCUAAUUUAGUCUUCUUAGGGCUCCAUCCAGAUAGGUGUGGUUAUUCAUCCACUCUAAUGCAGCAGAAUGUGGCAGCUGCUGCCACCAACAGCUCUACUACUUGUAGUUUCAGCGGGCCUCCAAGCUGAUCCCCUAAAGGCUGUGGUAUCCCUAGACCCACCAUGGUACAGCGUACUCAGUGAAGACAGAGUGACUCUGAAGUGCCAGGGGUCCUACAAAUUUGGGGACAAUUCUACACAGUGGUGGCACAAUGGGAACCUCAUCUCAAACCAGACCUCCAGCUACUUAAUUUCAGCUGCUAGAAUUGAGGACAGUGGAGAGUACAGGUGUCAGACAGACCUCACCGCACGUAGUGACCCGGUGCAGCUGGAAGUCCACACUGGAUGGCUGCUGCUUCAGGCUGUUAAGUCUGUGUUCCAGGAGGGGGAUACCAUUAGCCUAAGGUGCAACAGCUGGAGAAACAAAACUGUGUACAAAGUCACAUAUCACCAGAAUGGCAGAAGCCAGAAGUAUUUUCAUCAGAAUUCCAUCUUCCAGAUUCUCAACGCAACACACAAUCACAGUGGCUCUUACUUCUGCAGGGGGCUUAUUGGGACUUUAAAUACGUCUUCAGAGACUAUAAACAUUACUGUUCAAGGCCUGGAAAUUCCAUCCAUCAUACAAUUUCCACCUUGGUACGAAAUCACUUUCAACCUGAUGAUGAGUCUGCUCUUUGCAGUGGACACGGGCCUGUAUUUUUCUACGCAAAGAGACCUUCAAAGCACAAUGUGGAGACAGGGGAAUCGCAAAGCCCGAUGGAACCAGCGCCUUCAGAACAAAUGA